Aspergillus calidoustus is the source of this 806-nucleotide messenger RNA. The record is from the annotation of a GenBank genome assembly. NCBI's taxonomy places the organism in Eukaryota, Fungi, Ascomycota, Eurotiomycetes, Eurotiales, Aspergillaceae.
CCCACCGUGCGGACUUGCGCAGCAGCCAAAAACGGCUUGAUAAGCGAUCUGGCUAAUAGAUAUAGCCUCAAGUUCACGGUGAAUUGGAGAAGAAGGCAUUCUUUUUUGCCAUGACAAGAAUCCGCCCUCUGGAACCGGGAAUGUCACCGCGCCGGGCAAUUGAAACCGCGCAAUCUGAACAAGCGGCUGGAGCAUAAAAUCCCCCAGAGACAAGACAUCGACAGGGAGAGAGAUCUAAUUUCCCAACGCGAGUCGAGUCACGUAUCUGCAUAUACACCAUGUUCCAAGCAACUCCUGCCCCAACCCCAAUCAACCUCUCCAUCGGCUUCCCCUCGCCCUCACUCUUUCCCCUCCAGCAACUAACCCAUGCAACCAACACCGUCCUGUCAACGCCCUCGAUCUGGCACGAGGGUAUGAUUUACGGGCCCGAUGAGGGCCACUUCCCCCUCCGAAAAAACAUCGCGCAAUGGCUCUCGCGAUUCUAUCACCCGGAUUCGACGGUAGCGACUGCGGGCGGGUCGAAGAUUGAGCCCGAGCGGAUAUGCAUCACCGGCGGCGCGAGCCAGAAUCUUGCGUGUGCCUUGCAGGUCUUCACAGACCCCGUUGUCACGAGGAGUGUGUUUGUUGUUGAACCGGCGUAUUUUCUUUCCUUUCGGGUUUUUGAGGAUGCAGGGUUUGCGGGGCGGUUGAGGGGGAUUCCGGAGGAUGGGGAGGGGGUCGAUGUGGAGUCUUUAAAGGAGAGACUGAAGGAGGAUGAGCAGUCUUCAAAUUCCGAUGCCAAGGUAGAGUUCUGCUUCGGAGCAUGA